Molecule: messenger RNA, 897 nt
Organism: Trichomonas vaginalis G3
Lineage: Eukaryota; Parabasalia; Trichomonadida; Trichomonadidae
Product: protein serine/threonine kinase protein
Exons: 1
Coding region: 1-897 (298 amino acids)
Biological process (GO): protein phosphorylation
Molecular function (GO): protein kinase activity; ATP binding
Source: RefSeq, a predicted model, not a curated record
AUGAUAGAAGCUGACUACACAUUUGGUGAUGCCUAUGGUUAUGAUAUCAAAGGACUAAUCGGGCAUGGAGGCUAUGGGGCAGUAUUCCUUGCAUAUUCUUAUCAGUACAAGUGCAAUUUUGCCAUCAAAAGAAUAUCCAUAGAAAAAUUUAUGGAGAAUGAAGUCCAAUGUAUGAUUGAAAUCAAAUCUCCAUACAUUGUUCCAUUGUACAUGUAUCAUAUCCAUAAAGAAAAUGUCUAUCUCGUCUUAGAAUAUUGCCAAGAUAAUUUGGAUAAUUUCAUAACAUCCUCUGGUCAACUUCCAAAGAACAAGAUAUAUGAAUUGGCCUUUGGCGUCGCACAAGCUGUACAGGCAUGCCAUGAACAGGGAAUCUCUCACAGAGAUAUUAAACCUCAAAAUUUCCUCAUUGAUAAUUAUGGAAGAGUUAAGAUAUGCGAUUUUGGACUUUCAAUGAAAACAAUAACAAACUCAUUAAAUCAAGGAGGAACAUUAAUGUUUGCGAGUCCAGAAAUCCUGAAACGCAAACCAGUUGAUAAUUUUUGCGCAGAUAUUUGGGCACUUGGAGUGACUUUCUUCUUUAUAUGCACUGGAAAAUAUCCAUGGUCAUUAAACUCAAUACAGAAUUUUUAUGGAUCAAUCAUAAACGGAAUCUAUGAAGAAUAUCAAAUAGAAGACAAGUUUAUGAGAAAGUUAAUAAGAAACUGCCUCAAAGUAGAGCAAAACGAGAGACCCUCAAUCAAAGAAAUUGUUGAAACAUUAAGAUCCAAGAAACAAUCUCCUCCGGCCCUUCCAAAGCUAAUUAGCAAAGUUUCAACAAGGAAUUCUCUUUCAACAAUACUUCGUGAUAAUAGAAAGAGUGUUUGCAACGGAAUUACUAGAUAUAAUAGCUAUUCAUGA